AUGGCAGUAUCGUCUGGAAUGACUCUUGGAAAAGAAGGCCCAUUUGUUCAUAUAGCAUGUUGUGUUGGCAAUGUGAUAAGUAGAUUAUUCCAUAAAUAUAAUAAAAAUGAAGGGAAAAGAAGAGAAAUAUUAUCUGCAUCAGCUGCAGCUGGUGUAAGUGUAGCAUUUGCUGCACCAAUUGGUGGUGUAUUGUUUUCUUUGGAAGAAGUUAGUUAUUAUUUUCCAAGUAAAACUUUGUGUAGAAGUUUCUUUUGUGCAAUUGUAGCAGCCGUUUCUCUAAAGCUUAUAGAUCCAUUUGGCACUGGUAAAAUUGUAAUGUUUCAAGUAAAAUAUGAUAAAGACUGGCAUUUUUUUGAAAUUGGAUCAUUUCUAAUCCUUGGUAUAUUAGGUGGAUUAUUUGGAGCACUAUUAUGUAAAUGCAUUGUUUUAUACACCAAAUAUAUUAGAAAUGGCACCAGGCUUAAACAAUGGCCAAUAAUAGAAGUAGCAAUGGUUGUUAUUCUCACUUCAUCUCUUAAUUAUUUAAAUCCUUUUACAAAGUAA
Entrophospora sp. SA101 is the source of this 543-nucleotide messenger RNA. The record is from the annotation of a GenBank genome assembly. Lineage: Eukaryota; Fungi; Glomeromycota; Glomeromycetes; Entrophosporales; Entrophosporaceae.